AUGUCCCGAAGACGAUCAAAUGCAUGUUCUGCUUGUCAUAGAAGAAAGAUCAAGUGCGAUGUAAUGGCCCAGAGACCGUGCACGAACUGUAGGUUAUUCGGGACGGUUUGCCAAUUGCAUGCCGAUGAAAGAAGGAAGAGAAGUACGAGUGAUCAUACUUAUAUAACUGGCGACAACGCUGAGAAUACUGCACAUCAACGAUUGAAGAUUUUACUUGCAGAUGGAGGGCUGUUCGGUAUGGACUACCUUAAGGAGCUCAUUAAGAGGAAAGAUGAUCUGAAAGAGGUUGUUUUUCACUCUCACAAGAAGAAUUUUGAAUGCACUAGUAUGUAUUACUUUCCUUCCAGUUCCCACUAUCAGAUAUAUGCACCCAAUCCAACCCAGAUUCAUACCUAUGUUGAUCCCUGUCAAUAUAUGAAGAAUAUGACAGCGUUACAGUUGCCAGAUGCAAAUGUAACUGUGUGGGAAAUUCUUAUGCUAGAAGGUGCGCUUUUGCUUCCGAAGAAGUCGAUUUGUCGAGAGCUUAUUGACGACUUUUUUAAAUACAACCAUUGGAUAUUUCCAUUCAUUAACAAGAAAGAGUUUAUCGAGCAGUUUGAGGAAAGUAAGUGUUCCAUGCUACUACUCCAAUGCAUUAUACGAUGUGCCAUCAUAUCAUCAGAUGACCCUCGGUUCCUAGAUGACCUUCAAAGUAUUCAUCUUGCUUCAGAAAUCAUGUCGAAAAGGAUAAAAUGUCUGUUAAACUACAGCUAUGAAACAGACCCCUUAGUAAGGAUUCAAGGACUGUUAUUACAAACUAAAGGCGAAUCCCUGUCUACUAACGAGCUGGUUAUAGAAGAAAGUUUAUUUUUUGCAGCCAAUUUAAUUAAUUGUUUCGGUUUCCAUAGAGCGAAUUUAGACUCAGAUCCAUUCCCUCAAAAAGACAAGAAGCUAUGCUAUUGGUACUUCUAUAUCAUGUCCAAUGCAUACUUAAAUGGUAAUAUCUUUGAAAUGGAUGUCGAUGUGGAGAUGCUUACCCUUGACGAUUUCUCAGAGGACAUGCCAUAUCAGGAGAAGUAUGUGUUCAUCAAGUUAGUUGAACUAAGUGGCAUUUUGAAGAGUAUUAAAAAGCUCAAUUACAGUCCAAAGACCGAAUUCACAAUUGACUCUACAGAGAACAUCAUGAAUUUCACUAGUGUGAUCGAUAAGUGGAAAUCUACACUGCCGCCGUUUUUCAUAGAGUGUUUAGAAACGAACGGCAUCUUGGAAAAGGAGGAUUCCCGUUUGUUCAUCUACGUUCACUUACUUUAUUGUAAAGUUAUAUUGUAUUUGCAUAAGAAGGUAUGGUUAUAUGGGUCAGUUAAUGAUAAGCAAUAUAGCCUAUCGACACCAAUUUGUUACAGCACGAUCAACAUGAUUCUUGAUAUAUGCGAUGCUAUUGUCGGAAGCGAAUAUUUGAGAAGAAGAAUGCAUGAAAUUUUCAACAGAAUCAUACUGGAAGCUUUCCAGGUGGUCAAUUAUAAGUAUCAUACCGACUCUGAUCUCAUUACAAAAGAUGCAUGCUUUUCAUAUGUUGUACGUUUCCAAAAGUAUUUCGAGGCAACGAAAAGUCAUUGGUUAACAGCAAAGGUUGGUGGUGAAGUUUUGAAAUCGUACUUCCCGAGUGCUGUUGGCCAGUUUCGGCCACUGUCAUCAUUAGACGACCAUGAGGUAUAUGACUUUCAAUUCUGA
Molecule: messenger RNA, 1710 nt
Organism: Kluyveromyces marxianus DMKU3-1042
Lineage: Eukaryota; Fungi; Ascomycota; Saccharomycetes; Saccharomycetales; Saccharomycetaceae
Product: cd12148 family transcription factor
Exons: 1
Coding region: 1-1710 (569 amino acids)
Biological process (GO): regulation of DNA-templated transcription; DNA-templated transcription
Molecular function (GO): zinc ion binding; DNA binding; DNA-binding transcription factor activity, RNA polymerase II-specific
Source: RefSeq, a predicted model, not a curated record